Dichomitus squalens LYAD-421 SS1 is the source of this 1845-nucleotide messenger RNA. Its product is annotated as Rho GTPase activation protein. The record is from RefSeq and is a predicted model, not a curated record. NCBI's taxonomy places the organism in Eukaryota, Fungi, Basidiomycota, Agaricomycetes, Polyporales, Polyporaceae. The transcript has 9 exons. Gene Ontology annotation, biological process: regulation of GTPase activity. The coding region runs from base 1 to 1845 and encodes 614 amino acids.
AUGUACUUGCUCAACCAUACAGAUAUUCGACCCGCGCAUCGUUCGCUGUUCGAGAGGCGGAAUUGCAUCGCCAUAUUCUCCGUCGCGGGCCAGAUGCGCGGCGCGGCGCCCACCACCGAGCCGCUCUACAUCCAGUUCGAAGACGAGGAGAUGGCAAACACCUGGCUCGCGCUCCUCCGCUCCUACGCCAUGCCAGAGGUGUACGGCCGCUGGCUGUCGCCCGAGGACGGCGGGCUCUACCGCAUGUGGCGCCAGGUCGACCUCACCUGCCUGCAGGGCCGCAACCUCGGCGUGACGCGCCCGCUGGCGGACGACGUCCCCGCGGCCGAGCAGGACGGGCGCCCGGAGGCGGACGCGAUCGACAUGGACGUCUACUGCGAGAUCGUCGUCAACGGCAUCCUCUGCGGGCGCACGACGGUGAAGAAGGGCAUCGGCUCGCCCGACUGGCACGAGCGGUUCGUGCUCGCCGACCUGCCGCCGUUCGAGAACCUGGAGAUCGUGGUUUGGAGGGAGAAGAAGCUCACGCGCCCGUCCGUCAUCGGGAGCGUCACGAUCGUGUUGGUGAACUUCCGGAGGGGGGACUCUGUGGAGGGCUGGUUCCCGGUCCUGCAUGGCGGCCAGGCUUCCAGUACGCAGGCGGGCGAGAUGCGGCUGAAGAUCCGAGUCGAUGAGGAGAUCAUCUUGCCAUACCAUGCAUACAAUCGGAUGUUGCGGGCAUUGCAUUCACGCAACCAUUUGGACUGGAUGCGCGAGCUGGAGGCGCGGCUCAAGAUGAAGAACGUUAACCAGAACAUCAUGUCCAUUGCGAUUGCCAAGAACGCCUUGCUGGAUAACAUCAUGGAGCUAGCGGACAGAGAAGUGGAUGGCACGUUGACAUGUAACACGGUCUUCACCAAGACCGUCGAACUCUAUAUGUCAUGGUACGGCAUGGCAUUCCUCGAGGCGAGCGUCGGCACAUCCAUUCGGCGCCUCUGUUCGGAGAAGGUUGCUAUCGAGGUAGAUCCCGUGCGCAUAGGGAAGGGCGGCAGGGCCGUCGAGAAGAACGUGGAGCUUCUCGUCACCUGGUGCCAUGAGUUCUGGGACGGCAUAUAUGACGCGAGGCGACAAUGUCCUCCUGAGCUGCGGAAAUUAUUCGAGCACAUUCGGCGAUUGGUGGAGAGCAGAUACCGAGUCAGAGAGGACAGCAAUCGCGAGCUUCCUUGGCAGAGCGUGUCAGCGUUCUGUUUCUUGCGCUUCAUCGUUCCUGCAAUCCUGCACCCUCAUCUGUUCGGGCUUCUUCCAGGUCUUCCGGAUGUCGCUGUCCAGCGCAGUCUCACGUUGAUUGCGAAGGUGAUUCAGAGCCUCGCUAACCUUAAUCCAACCGUGCAGAAGGAGCAAUUCAUGCGUGGUGUCAAGGACUUCCUUACUGGUAGUUUGCAGGCAAUGAUUGACUACAUCGUCGUGGUCUCCACCCCUGAGCCCGGAGGCAAGGGUCCUCCCACUCCUCUCUCCCUUUCCUCGGAUAAGCACGAACGACUUCGAAUAAUGAAUGCUCUACGGCACCGAAUUGCGACCGCACCUGUCCUUUAUCGCGAGGCCAUACCCCUUCUUCCCCAUCUGCUGGAUAUACCCCGACACCUCGCAGUGGUCACCUCCGUCGUCGUCCGCUACUCCAGGACGCAGAACGUUCAGCCUAGCAGACAGCCAAAUCCGGAAGACAAGUACUUCCUGGAUUUCUGUGCGCGUUGCAUUGAAGUGGAAGAACAAGCGCUCUUCCGUGUCAGCAAGCUAGCCGCGAAGCCGCGACGACAGUACUCUGAACCACCCUGCAUCGCCAUCGUCUACAUGGAAACAAUCCAUACGUGA